Molecule: messenger RNA, 1287 nt
Organism: Pectinophora gossypiella (pink bollworm)
Lineage: Eukaryota; Metazoa; Arthropoda; Insecta; Lepidoptera; Gelechiidae
Gene: Trax
Product: translin-associated protein X
Exons: 4
Coding region: 127-981 (284 amino acids)
Cellular component (GO): nucleus; cytoplasm
Molecular function (GO): sequence-specific DNA binding; RNA binding; RNA endonuclease activity
Source: RefSeq, a predicted model, not a curated record
ACUACUUGCCGUGUACUGUACUUGCCGGAUCGAAAAUCGAAAUAAUUAAACACAGAAGUUUAAUUGAAUUCAGUUCAUAACUUGUAGUAUUCAAAACUCUGUUUAAAUACAGCAUAAUAUUCCGCUAUGUCUGGAAGAGGAAGAUAUCGCGGCCACCGUAACAGGCACAGUCAGCCUACACUGUCUUCGGUGGCGCGGGAGACAGCCACAUCCCUUGCAGCGGAUAGCCCUGUCCUGGCGAUGUUCAGACAGGCAGCGAUACAACUGAACGAGCGUCAAGACAGACACGAAAGACUGGUUAAACUCUCCCGGGACAUAACGAUUGAAAGCAAGAGGAUUAUCUUUUUACUGCACUCUGCGGUCACGAAUGAGUCUGCUGUCAAGGCAGUGCAGGAAGCUAAAGAACGGCUUCAGAAAGUAAUGAAUGGACCAUUAAAAUCAAUUGGCAUAGAACUUGAAAACAUCCCAGCAUACCUCCACUCUAGGGCUGUCACAGCUGGUUUCCAAGAGUUUAUAGAAGCUCUAACACUAUGCUCUGUUAUUGAUAAGAAGGCUAUUAUAACGUACCCUGAGGUACAGAAAGAACUAACUUAUGUAAUCAAGGAAAAUGAGGAAGAUGAGGGCAAGACAAUAAUAACACUGUUACCUCAUAAUGACUACAUGCUCGGCAUAGCAGAUUUGACCGGGGAACUCAUGAGACGGGCAAUAAACAGUAUUUCCAGUGGAGAGAGUGAAGACUGUUUCCAUUCUUGUCAAGUUGUAAGGGAUCUUUACACUGGGUAUUUAGGUCUUUUCGGUAUAGGCAAAGAGCUCGCGCGCAAGAUGUCAACGACCCGAGCGAACGUGUCCAAGGUGGAGCAGGCGGUGUACGCGCUGCGCGUGCGCGGGGGCGAGGCGCCGCCGCCGCUGCUGCUGGCGCCGCCCGCGCCCGCGCCCGACUGGGACGCCUGCACCGCCGACGACGACGAGGGAUACUAUUGAACACCUACCAUGCAGUGAUGUGCUGUUGUCGGGAAUGUUCCUGUUGUAAAAACUCUUUAAUAGUAAAGACACCAGCUGCUUUUCAUUUUCAAAUGGUUCUUUCUUGUACGGUCAAGAGUAAUAAUAUGUUGUACUUUGAAACCAUGUCACAUUAACUUUUUUGACAAAUUAAACCGUAAGUCUCAUUAAACGUCAUAUAAUUAUGAUAGUGCGACAGGGUUCUAAAGUGGGUAUAUGAUAUUGCUCAUGACUGUACUCUGAUCUUAUUUGCUUAAAGGUUAGGUAAUAAAAAUCCUUUUACAUAAC